CCGUCAUGCUCGUGGUCUCAGCGCUACGUCAGCAGUGAUACAGAAACAUGGCGGUGUCCAUAGCGCAGCGCCGGGCUACAAACGCUCGUGUGUUGAUAUUAACUUUUGUCACAACGUUAAUUUCGCACAGCAGUGUCGCCGACACCACCGCCGACGCCUCGACGACAGAAGAGCUCCCUCACCGCCGGUUCGAGUACAAAUACAGCUUCAAAGGACCGCACCUGUCCCAGACCGACGGCAGUAUCCCGUUUUGGAUCCACACUGGAAAUGCGAUUCCUAGUGCAGACCAGGUGCGCAUUACACCGUCCCUCAGGAGUCAGAGAGGCAGCGUGUGGACAAAAAACAAAGUGGGCUUUCAGCACUGGGAGGCCGAGGUGACCUUCAGAGUGUCUGGGAGAGGCCGGAUGGGAGCGGACGGUUUGGCUGUGUGGUUCACUGCAGAGCAAGGCCUCGACGGUCCAGUGUACGGUGCCGCCGACCAGUGGAACGGAGUGGGAAUCUUCUUUGACUCUUUUGACAAUGAUGGAAAGAAAAAUAACCCUGCUAUAGUUGUUGUGGGAAACAAUGGAAACCUUGUUUAUGACCAUCAGAAUGACGGCACCACGCAAGCCCUCGGCACAUGUUUACGAGACUUCCGCAACAAACCCUAUCCUGUCAGAGCCAAAAUAACGUACUACAAGAAGACGCUGACGGUGAUGAUCAACAAUGGUUUCACCCCAGACAAAGAGGACUACGAGUUCUGCACAAAGGUGGACAACAUGAUCAUUCCCCCUGAGGGCUUCUUUGGCAUUUCAGCUGCCACUGGAGGUUUAGCAGAUGACCACGAUGUUUUGUCCUUUUUGCUGUUCAGACUCACAGAACCAGGCCAGCAGCCGCCCCCACCUGAAUCUGAGAUUCCUAAAGAAGAGAAGGACAAGUACCAGGAGGAAUUUCAGAACUUCCAGCAAGAGCUCGACAAAAAGAAAGAGGAGUUUCAGAAAGAGCACCCAGACGUCCAAGGAGAGCCAAUUGAGGACUUGUUUGAGAGCGUGAAUGACCGGGAGAUCCGUCAGGUAUUUGAAGGUCAGAACCGGAUCCACCUGGAGAUCAAACAGCUCCACCGGCAGCUCGCUAUGAUCCUGGACGAGCAGCGGCGGUAUGUGUCCGUUAUCACCGACGAGGUCGCCAAGAAGGGUGCGAACGCUGAGUCAGGACAGCUCGAUACUGCUGGUCAACAACAGUUGGGCAACGUCUUAGCCAACCAGAACGAGGUUCUCAAAAAUCUGAAUGAGCUGAGAAAUUCCUUUUACGAGUCACUGAAACAGAUCGGCUCAGUCCAGCACCAGGGGAACGCAGGCGGGCUGGGAUCAUACGAGACCAUUCAGCACUUCAACGACAUCAAGGAGCAUCUGCACACGGUCAAGAGGGACGUGGAGCACCUGGUCCAGCGUAACGCUCAGAAUCCUGCUGAGAAGGCUAUAAAGUGCCCUGAGCUGCCUCCCAUGCCUUCCUGCUUAUCUACUGUUCAUUUUGCAAUCUUCAUUGUGGUCCAGUCAGUCCUGUUCUUCUGCUACAUCAUGUACAAAAGUCAACAAGAAGCAGCAGCAAAAAAGUUCUUUUGA
Plectropomus leopardus (leopard coralgrouper) is the source of this 1601-nucleotide messenger RNA. RefSeq names its product lectin, mannose-binding, 1 (gene lman1). Gene Ontology annotation, cellular component: endoplasmic reticulum-Golgi intermediate compartment; COPII-coated ER to Golgi transport vesicle; Golgi membrane. The record is from RefSeq and is a predicted model, not a curated record. Lineage: Eukaryota; Metazoa; Chordata; Actinopteri; Perciformes; Serranidae. Gene Ontology annotation, molecular function: D-mannose binding. Gene Ontology annotation, biological process: endoplasmic reticulum to Golgi vesicle-mediated transport.